Nannizzia gypsea CBS 118893 is the source of this 1302-nucleotide messenger RNA. Its product is annotated as DNA-binding protein creA. The transcript has a single exon. The coding region runs from base 1 to 1302 and encodes 433 amino acids. The record is from RefSeq and is a predicted model, not a curated record. Lineage: Eukaryota; Fungi; Ascomycota; Eurotiomycetes; Onygenales; Arthrodermataceae. Gene Ontology annotation, molecular function: RNA polymerase II cis-regulatory region sequence-specific DNA binding. Gene Ontology annotation, cellular component: cytoplasm; nucleus.
AUGCCUGACGAGAAGCCGGAGCUGCCGCGGCCGUACAAGUGCCCGCUCUGCGAAAGGGCCUUCCACCGCCUCGAGCACCAGACUCGACACAUCCGCACGCACACCGGCGAGAAGCCGCACGCCUGCCUCUUCCCCGGGUGCGCAAAGCGCUUCAGCCGGUCCGACGAGCUCACCAGGCACUCGCGCAUCCACAGCAACCCCCGGAAGCCCGGCAAGCACCACCACCACCACCACCACCACAGCCAGCACCACCCCCAGCACCACCAGCAGCAUCCUCAGCACCAGAUAGACGCAGGCAAGGUGGUGAGGUCGGCGCCCGUCAGCCAGGCGGUGUCUCCCAACGUCUCGCCGCCUCACUCGUACGCCGUGCCCUAUGCGGCUCACUCGCCCAGCACGCUCAACCCCUAUGCCAGGCCCGUCACCGUCUCUGCGCCCGCCUCUGCCACGACCUCGACCAUGGACAUCAACAUGCUCGCCUCGGCCGCCAGCCAGGUCGAGCGAGACUCAACUAUUCCUGCUUCAUCGACGUCAUCGACUUACAGGCACCGCACCUCGUACCACCACUACCCCCCGACGAUGACUGCUCCCUCCACCCCUGUCACCACCACCGCCAGCAGCAUCAUCUCUUCUGCUGCCAGCUCUGCCAGCUCCCAGAUACCAUCCUCAGCCAGGCUGCCCUCUCUCUCAGCAUACGCCAUCUCCAUGACCCGCUCUCACUCAGACGAAGACCACCACCAUCACAACCACCACAACCACAACCACUACAGCUACAGAGCUAAGCGGUCUCGUCCCUCCUCGCCAAACUCCACCGCGCCCUCGUCUCCCACCCUCUCCCACUCCUCUCUCUCGCCUACGCCAGACCACACCCCGCUAGCCACGCCCGCCCACUCGCCCAGGCUGCGACCUUACUCCUACGCCUCCCCGGACCUCCAGCUGCCCUCCAUACGACAGCUCAGUCUGGCUGCCCAUGCGCCUGCCCCCGCCCUCGCGCCCAUGGAGCCACACACGGAUACCUCCUCUUCCCACUCCACUCUCACUCACUCGACCUACUCUUCGCCGCUCACUCCAUCUUCAACCACUGCCACCACGUCUCUCGGUGCAGCUGCGUCAAAGGGUCCCUCGAUAAGUGAUAUCAUGCACCGGGCCGAUGGGACGCAGCGGAAGUUGCCUGUCCCGCAGGUUCCGAAGUUGCUAUCCAGGAAGUGCCCCUCGACCUGGACAGAUAUUAAUCUUUCUCUUAUCUUUACUUUCCUUUUGACUUUCCUCUCUUUUGAUUCUUUUUUGUGUUUUCUGGGAUCUUGA